Molecule: messenger RNA, 1011 nt
Organism: Camarhynchus parvulus
Lineage: Eukaryota; Metazoa; Chordata; Aves; Passeriformes; Thraupidae
Gene: DSN1
Product: DSN1 component of MIS12 kinetochore complex
Exons: 9
Biological process (GO): mitotic sister chromatid segregation; cell division
Cellular component (GO): MIS12/MIND type complex
Source: RefSeq, a predicted model, not a curated record
AAGCCCCGAGCAGCCCGAGCAUCACCGAGUCUAUUUUCCCCCCUUUUUUUUUUUGCGCUGAUUUCUCCUCUUUUCCCCUCAGCCCCGGACCCUGAGGUGAUUUUAAAACCUCCCACCAAGAAGGGCACCCCGAGCUCGUGCAGCAGGAAGAAAAGAGCCGCGUUUAGCCCCGGGCAGGAGCCGAGUUCGCUCCGGUUGUCGCCGGCUGCCGCCUCCCCUCAGGGCCGGCGCCGCUCCUGGCGCCGCUCCAGCCUCAAGGGCCGCCGCUCCCUCCGCCGCUCGCUGCCGCCCGUGCACCGCGAGGUCACCGAGUUGAGCCAAUCCAUCAGCCUGGAGCUUCCUGAAGUUCAGCGUCUCUCCCUCCUCCUCCUCUCCAGCUUCCAGUUUUGUGCCCGGAAGUUGCAGCAGGACCUGGAAGGAUCCGAAGGAUUCGACCCCGAGGUUUUCUCCGCCAAAGUCCAAAAGGGCUCUGAGGAAUUCCAGAGGCUCCUCCAGAGGCUGCUCCAGGAUGGGACCCUGGGGAAUUGCCUGGAACCAACCCCAGGGGAUUGCCUGGAUCCAGCCCUGGAGGGAUCCGUGGCGCAGGUGAAGCUGCUCAUGGCCAGCCUCUCGGGGGAGCUCCAGGCCUGGGAUCGGCUCCUGCAGCAGCACCUGCAGCGCUCCCAGGAGGCCUCACGGUCUCUGCAGCAGCUCCGCUCUGGCCCCGCCCCCUUUGCCCCUCCCCCCCCUCUUCGCCCCUCCCCCCUCGCUGCCCCCAGACCCGACUACGGCUCCGUGCUGGCCCAGCAGCGCCCGGCCCUGCGCCAGCUCCGCCUCCUGGUGGACGAGGCGCAACAAGCCGGGAAAAUGCUGCUGGAAUUCCACCAGCAGAGCAGGAGCUUCCUCAGGGACCUCUCGGAGCAGCUGGCUUCCAGAACGUUCCAGAAGCUGCCAGGGUCCCCAGCCCGGAGGUUGCUGCAGAGGAGGCCCCAAAAGUCUCGGCCCGAGGAGGGCGAAUAAAAAAAAAAAAAA